Molecule: messenger RNA, 2748 nt
Organism: Pseudocercospora fijiensis CIRAD86
Lineage: Eukaryota; Fungi; Ascomycota; Dothideomycetes; Mycosphaerellales; Mycosphaerellaceae
Exons: 4
Coding region: 1-2748 (915 amino acids)
Biological process (GO): GPI anchor biosynthetic process
Cellular component (GO): endoplasmic reticulum membrane
Source: RefSeq, a predicted model, not a curated record
AUGCUUCCCCGCCGGUCUCGUACAGCGUGCCUUGUGCUUGCGAACAUCCUCCUCCCGAUCGCCGUCCUGGUCUUCGCAUCUGGAUUCUUCCCAUACAAGCCUGUCUUGCCUGGCCUGGCCGCCUUUGAAGAGCACGGAGAGCAAGGUCUUAUAUCUCAUGGUAGCGACUCUAAAUUUGACAAAGUCAUAUUCAUGGUUGUCGAUGCGCUGAGGAGCGACUUCGUUCUGAUUCGAGACGAUGCAGCGAUUCCAUUUACUGCGCAUGCCACACCUCCUACGGUCACAAUGCCACGAGUCAAAGCGCUCACCACAGGCUCCGUACCGAGCUUUCUAGACCUGAUCUUGAACUUCGCAGAGAGCGAUACAAGUUCUUCCCUCGCGGCGCAAGAUACGUGGUUGAGUCAGAUCAAGGCUCGAGGCGGGAACAUUGUGUUCUUGGGAGAUGAUACUUGGCUAAAGCUGUUUCCUGCUUCUGCUGAGGGGGUGCCUUUCUUUCAAAGAGCAGAUGGCACAAGCAGUUUCUUCGUUUCGGUCAGUAGAACUGGCCCUGGUGAGGAUUUCACAGAAGUUGACAAUAAUGUUACGCGACAUGUUCCUGAAGAGCUUGCACGGUCUGAUUGGGAUGCGUUGAUCAUGCACUACCUGGGACUUGACCAUAUUGGGCACAAGACUGGUCCGAGUGGUCCGAAUAUGUUGCCUAAACAGAAGGAGAUGGAUGGGAUCGUGAAAAUGAUCUACACCGCAAUGGAAGAGGAGCUUCAUCAUCAGAAUACCCUGCUUGUACUCGCUGGCGAUCAUGGCAUGAACAACGGAGGGAACCAUGGUGGUUCUGGACCAGGUGAGACCGAACCUGCGUUGGUCUUCGUAAGCCCAAAGUUCAAGAGCAUAGAUCGCAAGAAGAGAACGCAGUACUGGGCUCCAACUCAUCCUAAGGACGGCACGGAGUUCGAGUAUUUCACAAAAGUGGAGCAGAGCGAUCUGGUACCUACACUGGCUGGUCUCAUGGGUCUACCGAUCUCUCGAAACAGCGUGGGAGUGAGCAUACCGGAAAUGAACAUUCUCUGGAGCAUGGAUGAGACCGUCGCACAUUUGAAGAGAAAUGCGAAUCAGAUCUCGCAGAUUGUCAAAGCGACCUACGGAGAAGAGAGCUGGGCCAAGACGGUCAAUAAAUACCGUGUCGUGAUCGAAAGAAGUAGCGAGGGCUGCGAUGCUCUUUCUUCCGAUCAAGAGAGGCUGGCCUGUCUUUGGGCGACUUUCGAAUUGAGAACGAAGAACAUGGAGGGCCCAUACCAAGAGAGUCAGGCAAGAACAUCAAUUCUCAAGUUCUUGCUUGAAGCACAGGAUGUGCUAAGCGGGACGGCAAGCUCGUACAAUAUCCCAAGAAUGAUCGUUGGAAUGAUGCUCUCAGCUGCAAUCCUCGGCCUUACUCUGUGCUCUUUUCAGACACUCUGGCCUGUCAGUACUCCCGGCAUCUUCCUUGGACUGAUCAGCCUUUUCUACGGCGUCAUGAUGUUUGCCUCGAGCUAUGUGGAAGAGGAGCAACAGUUUUGGUACUGGGUCACACCCGCCUGGAUCAUCACACUCGUAUUCGUUCGUCUUCCCAAAACCUCUGCAUCAUCUGAGAUAAUACGCCUUGGUCUUGCAGUCUUUACUCUGCUCGCCGUUCAUCGUCUGAGUGUGCGCUGGAAUCAGACUGGUCAGAAGCAUGCUGGAGCGCCGGACAUUGUGCACACAUUCUUCACAGAGCAUCAUAUUCUGAUGUGGAUGCUCAUCCUGGCAACUUAUGUCUACAACGGCUGGAGUCUGGCUACCAGAGCCCUUGCAGGUCUUGUUGCUCCCGAGAUCGCAGCAAUAUUCUCCGCCGCCCUCGUAUUGCCAGCUGUGGUCUUCAAGCUUACCUUCACACAAGCCGAUGCACCAGAACUUGUUAAAGACCUGGCUCUGGGUAUUCGAAGCUUCGUUCAGCCGUUCGAUCUUGUCCUCCAAGCAAGAAUUGUAUUCAGCGGUCUUGCAGUCACCACGAUUCUGGUGUCUAUCUUAUCCUUCAUGAGCGCAAGGCAAAGUCAGAAAGACGCCAUCACAUUGGUUGGUGUUCUACCAAGCCUAGCAGAAAGAGUACACAUCCUCCUCACCCUCUUCCUCAUAACGCAGACACGAGCUCCGAACGUCCCUCUUUUCCUCGGUUUAGAACUCCAGAGAGAAGCCCUCGCCUUCAUCUUCGCAGCCACAACAACAACGCAAAAAUCUCUCACCAACCCUCGACUUUCAACCACCACUGUCCAAAACCCUUCAAUCACAUCAAUUGCCACAUCAACUCUCCUCCUUUCGCAUACCACAUACUUCGCCUUCGGCGGCAGCAACUCCAUCUCUUCCAUCGACCUAAGCAACGCUUACAACGGCGUUGCAGACUACAACAUCCUCGCCGUCGGCACUCUCCUCUUCGCGAGUAACUGGGCUGGCGCGAUUUGGUGGGCUUUGGCUGCUACAAUGGGAUCUUCGAAACCUACAUCGGAUACAGCUUCUUCUUCUUCGAGUGUUUGGCUAAGUUAUGUGGCUCAUAUUACGGCUUUCGAGGCCGCGGCGUUGCUGGCUGUUAUGGCUGCUUGUACGGCUUUGAGGACGCACUUGUUUAUUUGGACGGUUUUUAGUCCGAAGUUUCUUUAUGCUAUGGCUUGGAGUGUUGGAUGGCAUGGCAUUGUGAAUAUUGGAGUGGGGAGUGGGUUGAGGGGUUUGAGUGCGAUUGCGUAG